Akanthomyces muscarius is the source of this 261-nucleotide messenger RNA. RefSeq lists its product as uncharacterized. NCBI's taxonomy places the organism in Eukaryota, Fungi, Ascomycota, Sordariomycetes, Hypocreales, Cordycipitaceae. The transcript is spliced from 3 exons. The record is from RefSeq and is a predicted model, not a curated record. The coding region runs from base 1 to 261 and encodes 86 amino acids.
AUGGUUCGCAUUCCUGCGCCGUACAUUUCAGAUUUGAGAUUGGUGCGCCAUGGACUGAGACUCUAUCGGGUCCCUAACCCACUGACGGGCUUUACUGAUAGCCUGCGCUUUCAAUCCUCUCUUACAGCUAUGCUCUCACAGUUUUACGCUAAGCACUGUCUGGACAGUGACUCUCCCACGCCUGUCAAUGAGCUGGAAACCAAGGCAUGCACCAUUAUUUGCGAGGGCGCGAUGUGGUCUCAAUUGAACAAUCAAUUUUAA